Dissoconium aciculare CBS 342.82 is the source of this 567-nucleotide messenger RNA. Its product is annotated as ribosomal biogenesis regulatory protein. Bases 1 to 567 code for a protein of 188 amino acids. Gene Ontology annotation, cellular component: nucleolus; nucleus; preribosome, large subunit precursor. The record is from RefSeq and is a predicted model, not a curated record. Lineage: Eukaryota; Fungi; Ascomycota; Dothideomycetes; Mycosphaerellales; Dissoconiaceae. Gene Ontology annotation, biological process: ribosome biogenesis; ribosomal large subunit biogenesis; ribosomal large subunit export from nucleus. The transcript has a single exon. Gene Ontology annotation, molecular function: protein binding.
AUGUCCGCCAUGGAGGUCGACCAGCAACCUCAACCCUACACCUUCGACCUAGGCAACAUGCUCUGCGAAGACACCAACCCGAUGCCAUCGCUGCGAGACGCGGAGACCAAAGAAGCGCUGCUCGCCGCGCGAGCGCAAUCCUGCGCCCAGGCGCUCAUCCACCAGCUGCUCAAGACGUGUCCCAUAACGCGCUCCGAAGACGACGGGAAUCUCCAAAUCACCCUGCCGUCCCCCGCGACGCCGCUCCCGCGCGAGAAGUCCGUCCCCAAGGAGAAGGAGAAGAGCAAAUGGGAGAAGUUCGCCGCGAAGAAGGGGAUCAAGGCGAAGAAGCGGGACGGCAAGCUGGAGUAUGACAAUGAGAAGGGCGCGUGGGCGCCGAAGUAUGGGUACAAGGGGAAGAAAUCGAAUGGUGGCAUCGCGGACGAUUGGUUGGUCGAGGUGGAGAAGGAUGGAGGAGAUGCUGGCGGAGAGAAGAAGGAGAAGAGGGCGAGGGAUAAGGGCGAUACGGCGAGGAGGAAUGAGAGGAUUCAGAAGGGCUUUCAGCAGAGGAAGGGGAGGGAUGUGUGA